Messenger RNA from Setaria italica (foxtail millet), 803 nucleotides. RefSeq lists its product as uncharacterized. Lineage: Eukaryota; Viridiplantae; Streptophyta; Magnoliopsida; Poales; Poaceae. The record is from RefSeq and is a predicted model, not a curated record. The transcript has a single exon. The coding region runs from base 167 to 583 and encodes 138 amino acids.
CCACGUGACCCUCUCCCUCGCUGCUCAUUCACACUCCCACCCCACCCCUAGGCCCUAGCCCCGCCGCUCUCUCUAAAAUCUUCUCCGCCUCCCAUUCCCAUUCCCACCCCCACCCCCACGUACGAGAGCGAGACCGAGAGAGAUCUCACACAGGCAGCGGCAAUAAAUGGCCGGCGCGGCGGACGAGUACUACUACGGCGGGGGAGGGGGAGGGGGCGGGGGCGGGGGCGGCCCUCGCGGGGCGCCGCACGGGCUGCUGCUGGCGGUGGUGGUGGGCCUCGUGGUGGCGGGGCCGCUGUUCCUGGGCGACGGCGGGGAGGCGCUGACGGAGGCCGUGGCGGAGCUGCUGAGCCCCGUGGGCCUGCUCCUCCUCCCCGUGUGCCUGCUCUUCCUCAUCCGCGUCCUCUCCUCCGACCGCGGCGCCGCGGCGCUGGCCGACGUCUUCGCCUUCGGCGGGUCCCCCGACGCCGUCCACCGCGUCGGCGGCUCGCCCGUCGGCGUCGCGCUCAUGCUCCUCCUCAUCCUCGCCCUGCUCUACUACCGCUCCUCGCUCUUCGGCGGCGACGGCGGCGACGACGAGUAGGAGCGGGAGCGGGAGCGCGAUCUCCGGCCGGCUAGGCUAGUAGCUGUGGGUGUGGCGUGGCGUUGUUGUGUAAUGUGAGGUUUGCUAGGGGCGUGGGUGUAAAAGUGCGUGAGGAAAUCGGAGUAAAUUAUUUCGGUGUUUUGCUUCGUCGGUUUGAGACGAGGGCUUCUGAAGCUUCUGUGCUGCAUCGGGCCAUGUGCUAUUGUGCUUUGUACUCUUC